Messenger RNA from Marchantia polymorpha subsp. ruderalis, 4036 nucleotides. NCBI's taxonomy places the organism in Eukaryota, Viridiplantae, Streptophyta, Marchantiopsida, Marchantiales, Marchantiaceae. The record is from the annotation of a GenBank genome assembly.
AGCGCAGCAGGCAAGGGACGUAGCGCAGUGAAGGCCUAGUUGCGCCUCGUUCUCUCCGACGUCCAUAACAGCGAGACAGCGCCCUUCGAUUUGAAAUGGGACCUGCGUCGCGUCGCCAAGAUCUUCGUUCAAACUCUCUCUCGUCGGCAAGAACGCGGAAGGAGGCACAAAGGCGCCAGCGCUGGUCCGUGUCAAGAAGUCCAGUCUCGCCUCAGAAGACGCUCAAUUUGCUCAUUUCUGCUCGGAAUAUGGAAGUCUUAGAAUGAUGAUGUAUCCACGUAGGAAAGACUCGGAGCGUGCCAGGUGAGUGGAUUUGCGUCUCUCGGGGUGGCUCUUCCAGCCGGACCUGAUGAAACACGUGAAACCAUCAGCAACUCAUUCUUUCGCUUGUCGGUUCGUCGAUCGGUUGCCCGACUUAUGCUUGUAUGGCUGGAGUUCGAAGUUACAACUCACUUUCCUAAGGUUGACAGACAUUUCUUACUGCCGGUCCCGUGCUGGGUUCGAGAAGAGUUUCAGAUAAGAUUGUCUUUUUGUUCCUUUUGUCAACCGGUUAAUUUUCAUCAGAUGCGGUAUAUUCCAUCCUGAACCUUGCAUUUCAGCGAUGUUUGAUGUGGAUUAAGAGCCGGGUUGACGAGUAUUAUGUUAGCGUUUUUAUGAUCAUUCGAAGUUCAAAGGGAGGAUCUGGGUAAAGCUUGUGAAGUUAAGAGUCAGAGCGAUCUCUUGGACUUAAAAUUGAUCAAUUCUUGAAUCAAUAUUCCAGCUAGCCUUGUCCGUUAUCCAUCUGAAUCCAUAAUCAACUUUUAGCUAGCGCAAUGGCGAAGACUUAUUCGGCAAAUUCAAAGAUCGAAAUUCCUGCGAAGGAGGCAGGUGAGCCUCACUCCGGAAUGUCUUUCGGAGGUUUCCUUGGAAGUGGUGGCACACGGUUCGCUGCGCCUUCAAAGCUCACCGGUUCGCGAACCGGGGAAAACUUUAAACAAUUGAAGCUUACCGCAGAAAAGAUGAUGCAGGAGCAGGCUUCCAUACAUUCAGAGCUUCAAAUUAUGAAAAACAAGUUUCUGAAUUCAGAAGAGCAAGUCCAGAAUCUUGAGUUGAAGAUGCAGGACUUGUAUAACGAGAAUGCAAAGCUUAAGGUCGAGCGCAAUGAGGACAUGAAUUUAUGGAAUGGGUUGGACUCUAAAUUUUUAGCCACCACAACAUUCUGCGAUCAUCUAGCCGAAACACUGCGGGUUCUGGAGGUCCAACUCGCGGAAGCGGAGCAGAGCAGAAAAGAUCUGGAGGAAAAGUUGGAAGAACGGAAAAUAUUCUAUGAGGAUACAAAGUCUCAGGUUGAUGACUUAUCACUGCGGAUACAAGAAACAGAAGACAAAAACAAGAUCUAUGAGGAAAGGAUUGCAAAUAUCAGCAACAAUCUUGAAGAGUCUGAAAAAAAACUUGAUGCCGACCAUGAAGAACUAAUGAAACUGAAGUGCGAGAAGGAUGACCUACAACAGCAGCUGAUCAACGCUGUCAGAAAAAUCGAGGACGACAAGGAAACGAUUGAAUCCAGGACAUCAGAGAUAGAACAUCUUACAAGAAAAUUGCUUAUAAAGGCAGAAGACGUGACAAAUCUGCAGGCUAAGAACCUGGUUCUUGUGCAAGAGGCUGGAGAACAAAUGCGCCACCUUAAGGAUACACAAAAUGCUUACAACCUUGAGCUGAAGGAAAAUGAGAUUCUCAAAGAGACAAGAACGAAACUGGAUCUUAAGAUUAGUGAGUUGCAACAUGCCAACGAAGUGGCCAAUACUACCAUAGAGAGUCUUCAUUCGGAGAGAAUCAGGACUGCUGAACAAUUCGAAGAGGAUAAAAAAGCGCAUCAGAUGUCCUCAGAUAUGCUGAAGCAACAACUGGCAGAAUUUGAGACUAUUGCUAACUCCUUGAGGCAAAACUUGCGAGAGAAGUCAGAAGAGACCGAAAUUCUUCACAGAAAAGUUUCGGAGAGCGAUGCUGAACUUGAGACUGUCAAGGACGAGGUUAUUAGGAUCCGGCAUGAGAGUAACGAGAACAAACAGUUGAUAGAGGCUGAAAUGUCUCAGCAGAAGGAGAAAUAUAAUCGAGAGAUCCAAGAGAUGCGAGUGCAAUUGACUGCUGCUGAGAAGGCGUCUGCGGAGAUCAGUUUAAGGUUUAAGUAUCAGUUGGAAGCUAAACAAGCAGAAUUGACCAGUCAUCUACAAGAGAUUUCGCAACGCAAUAAUCAGGAAAUGGCCGACAUGAGGAGAAAGUACGAAGCCCAAACAAGAGAAGCUGCUGCUGAAGAGAAACAAAAGGGCGAAUCUGCUUUGGAGACAAUAAAACGAGAGUCAGAGUUGCAACUCUCGAGGAAGCUAGAUGAGGCUAAAAACGUUUUUAAGAGGGCCCAAAAGGAUCAUGAAGAUAUGGUCAGGAUCAUUAAAGAAGCUAAUGAAGAGGAGAAAGAGAAACUUAAGGCAUUGCAUGCAGAAGAACUUGAGAAAAAGCAGCACGAGCUUAGUGCUGAGACAACAAAAAGAUGUGAUAAUAUUACAGAGGAUUUCCAGCAGCAGAUUAUGGAGCUUCAAAAGUCCCAUCAGGAGGAGGUCAUAAAAUUACAAGCACUUUUACUGGAGACUGCGGAAGAGGUCGCUUCUAUGAAAGAGCAGCUGGAAAAGUUGAAAGACGAUCACAUAAAAGAUCUCGCAAGUAAAAUACAAGAGAUGAACUCCAGAUACAAUUUACGAAGUCGCGAGCACGAGGCUGAAAUUGUGAGACUGGAGAUGGAAUGUACAAAGAUCAUUGAAGAGUGGAAAUCAAGAGCCUUGUUUUAUGAGGUCAAACUACGCACGGGUUGCCCAGAGGCUGGCCUAGUAGAGGAGGUUCUUGUCAGCAAUCCUUCGAAUUCUGGAAAAAUCAUAUCAGACAGGAUGGGUGAAUCUGAUGCAAAGGAAAAUGAACUCAAACCUAAGGACUUGGCCCAUAAAACUGCGGAUGCCGACAUGAACUCUACAUCGAGUUUGCUGCUGAUUGAAGGGGAGCCUCAGAUUCCAGAUAAAGCUGACUUUUCUCGAAGCAAUGUCUUGAAAACAUCUGGAAGGAGGCUGAGUGCAGUCUCUUCUACUCCGAGAGACGACAUGUUCAGACCUGCAGAUUCUGCUGGUCAUCUUGGGAGAAUAGAAAAGAAACAAACGAAAACGCAACGAAAUUCGAAGUCUUCAAAUCCAAGGGCAAAAAACCCGAAGGAUAAGCAGAGCGUGAAUACACACAGAGAUUCAAGACAGCAGAAGAACGCACUUGUUUUGACAUCAACCGGACUAACUGCAGAGAAGAGUCAACUUCAAGGGGCUUCAAAUAGUUUUAUCAAUCUUGAGGAUUCUGAAGACAAGGAGGUGGCAAGUAACCUGUCGACACCGAGCAAGAUGGUUGGACAGUGUUAUCGUUUCCAAUCGCACACAGAUCAAAAGGAUUCGAUGACGAGGCGUAGGAAGAUAGGCAGCAGGGCUGCGGGUCAGAAUCAUGUGGAAAAAACAAAGAAGAGAGUGAAGUUCAUCGACAAUCAGCAGUCGGACGUACGGUCCAAAACCUUGAGCGAUUUUUUUCAACUCGAUGAUUUGAUGGAUCCUUAUGAUGAUCCUUACAACUUCGAUGGGUAGGGAACAUUACGGAAUAGACCUGACCAUAGAUUGCUCAGGUGAUAGUAUUAUCACAAACUAAAUGUAAAUCUGAAUAGUGGCGGGAGACUGUAGAUUUAUUUCAUUUGUAGUUCCGUCCGUAAAUGGAAGACUGAAGGCACUUAAGAAUACCAUUGUGCCAGCCGAUUGUUGUCCCAUUAAGGACGAGUAGCCUUGAUGCCUUGAGUCAAGUUAUCAACGAUGUAAGCGAAGAUAUUAUACCUUAAGGUACAGAAUCGUAGAGACAUCCACAUCUAGCUUGAUGAUAUGUAUGAACUACGCUACAUGCUGUAGACACUAUAUAACUUCAUCCAUACAUUAUUUUUUGAACUCAAGGAUUCUAUAUUCAUGAUGAAUAGAGGCAUGCAGUCAAAUCA